Messenger RNA from Galleria mellonella (greater wax moth), 3134 nucleotides. RefSeq lists its product as uncharacterized. Gene Ontology annotation, molecular function: long-chain fatty acid-CoA ligase activity. Bases 227 to 2005 code for a protein of 592 amino acids. NCBI's taxonomy places the organism in Eukaryota, Metazoa, Arthropoda, Insecta, Lepidoptera, Pyralidae. Gene Ontology annotation, biological process: fatty-acyl-CoA biosynthetic process; long-chain fatty acid metabolic process. Gene Ontology annotation, cellular component: mitochondrion. The transcript is spliced from 8 exons. The record is from RefSeq and is a predicted model, not a curated record.
CUAAGUAGCCAAGGACGGUUUACUUUUAGAUUGUGGUGUGAUUUAUAGAAAAUAUAAUAAAAAAAAUAUCUAAAUACGAAAUAAAACUAAGUACGUACCGAUUUACAUAUCUGCUUAUUUAAUUUUAUAUUUAUUAUAGAGAUUAAUUGGACUUUGGAUUUCAUAAUCGAUCUGUAAUAAUAAAACUUAUCAUCUCCUGCACGAAGCGUGUAAGUACAUAAUAGUCAUGUUAUGCGGCAGUUCUCGUUUUCUUAGUAGUACGUCAACCGUUGCGAAUACAGCGCGCAAAAUGAACGGGAUUCCACGGCGGAUGUUUUGGCGCGAAAUUAAAAGAACCAAAUGGCAAAGGAAAUUCUCCACAAGUACGAGUGUGGCGAACAAUGAGUUCCUAGUAAAAUCAACGUUGCCCGAUAUUGUUAUACCGAAAAUGAGUUUCACUGAACGGUUAUGGAUAGAUCAAGCAAAUUUCAAAAAUCUUGUUGCAUUGGAAAAUGCAGAAACAAAGAAAACCUACACUUAUCUGCAGCUGCAGAAGUAUAUGGCCACAUUUGCCACGUCCCUAGUGAAGAAGUUCGGUUUGAGACCGGGCGAUGUAGUCGGCAUAAUGUUGCCGAAUUGUCCCGAAUUCCCUGUGGUGGCGUUCGGAUCGCUGCAGGCAGGGUGCGUCGUAACAACUAUCAACCCUAUUUAUAAAGAGUUUGAAAUUUCGCAUCAAGCAUCGAUAACCGAGCCAAAAGUCAUAGUGACCAUACAAGACUGUUACGAAUCAAUAGUGAAAGGAUUAAGAAAUGCAAAAAUUAAUGCCAAAGUGAUAAUAUUAGAUGAACCAAACCAAUCAGGUAUACCUGAUGGAGCUAUUAGAUAUUCAGAAAUCGCUGAGAAUGGUGAAGCAGAUUACGCUAUGUUGGAGAAAAUUGAAAGAAAAGAAGACGAUAUAGCUUUUAUACCGUUCUCUAGUGGUACAACAGGACUGCCCAAAGGAGUAGAGCUUAAUUAUAGGAAUGUUUUGGCUGCAAUGGAGUGUAUGCAAAGAGACGAGAACCGUUAUUCGGAAUUAGCAAAUGGUACCUUCCAAGACAUAGUGCCGUGUAUUCUACCAUUCUACCAUAUUUAUGGUUUGAUUGUGACUUUGACCGGCCAUUUGUGUACUGGGUGCAAGUUAAUAACAGUGCCAAAUUUUUCCGCUAGAUUGUUUAUGAAUUUAUUGAAGGCGAAUGAAGUCAGUUUACUUUACAUUGUCCCGCCCAUUGCGAUUCUCCUUGGCAAACACCCUGAAGUUACAGGGGAGCACUUUAGAAAUGUCAGAUACAUAUUAUGUGGCGCUGCGCCGCUUGCCGCCACUGACGCUCAAGCGAUACUUGAUAAAAGCAAUAACAGACUCCAGUUCAAGCAAGGCUAUGGCGCGACGGAGACGACGUCGAUAGCUACCACAACAUUUAAAAAUGUUGACAAUGUUGAUUAUGACGCGUGCGGGACAGCGAUGGCGGGUGUCACCCUGAAGUUUGUCGAUCCACAGACUGGCAACCCUGUGCCUGUCGGCGAACCUGGUGAGAUAUACAUAAAGGCGCCGGUGGUGAUGAAACGGUAUUACAAAAACGAGCAGGCGACCAGGGAGAGCAUGACAGAAGACGGCUUCUUCAAAACUGGUGACUUUGGACGGUACAAGCCCGACGCGGGUCUGAUCAUUACUGAUAGGAUAAAGGAACUCAUUAAAGUAAAAGGUUUACAAGUCGCUCCAGCUGAACUGGAGAGUCUUCUGCGUUCCCACCCUGCCGUGGCUGACGCGGCGGUUAUCGGCGUACCGCACGACUUCUAUGGGGAAGUGCCAAAGGCCUUGGUGAUACCACGGCGGGACACCAAGGUGACAACAGAGGAACUGCAAAAUUUCGUCGCCAGCAAAGUGGCGCCUUUCAAGCGGAUUGAAGAAGUGGUAUUUGUCGAUAACAUCCCUAAAACCAGUUCAGGAAAGAUAUUGAGGAAGGACUUAAAGAAGAUAUAUUCGUAGAGUUGUUUUGUGGAGAAACUAAUAAUAGAUUGAUAAAUCCAUUACUAGCUUUCACCCGCAGUUUUAUUCGCGUAAUUGGGAUAUGUUGAACGGGAUGAAAAGUAGCCUCUGUCCUUUACCAUCCCUAUUAUAUAUGACGUUUCAUAUUGGAAUUAGAAAAUCUGAACACUUAUUGAAUUAAGUUUUUAUCUUAGAUUAUAUAGGUAGAGCAUUGAGUGUCAAUAAAGGAACAAAAUUUGAUUAGCUAAUUUGACGUUUGGCUUAUUUUUUUUUAAAACCAAAAUAAAACGUGUUUUUUUUUCGUGUUGCACGUAAUCGGAGUAAAAAUUUUCCAGAUUAGAAUGUUUUUUUUUUACAUUGAUACUGGGAACUAUGUUUUUCUGAUACAAUAUAUACUUAUGGUAUGUAUUACUUAUAAAUAUACAUAUUUUAACUUAAAAUUACAAUAUAAUUCCUCCUAUAUAUUGAGUAAUAGAUAUGCAUUAUGGUAACCCUAUUUAUUCAUACACACAAAUAAAAAAAAUUACCAGUUCUUGGUGAAACAUUUGUAUGGAGGCACUCUAUCUAUAUAAUCUAAGGUUUUGUCUGUUACACGCAUUUUUCGUAGACAGAAUUUUUUUGUGUUUUUUUUUUUUUUAAAUGAUGAAUUAAUGACUAAUUGUGUGUUUAGGAUUUAGAAUGAAUAUCUUUUAUUAGAGUAGUACAAUGAAUGUUGGAGGCUACAACCCAGAACAUUAAAUCCCAAGUUGACUAGGAAAAAAUAAAUUAUCUAUAUUUAUUGAAUUUGACCCAGAAUCGAACCUUUUGUAUGAAGUUUCACAUUUGAAAAAUAUCAAAUGACACGUUACUUACGGGCUAUCUCCAAAAAUUAGGUUAAGAGAAGAAUUUGUCAUAAAAAUCAGUCUUAAUUGACACUAGAAUGAAUUUAAAGAGAAAUUGUGAAAAUUGACUUACGGUGAACUAGUUGUAACUCGCGGCUUUGCUCGCGUCGACUAGGAUAAAAGAUUAGCCAAUGUGUUCGUUUAAAUUUCAUUUAUUUUUAUAUAUUUAUAUAAUUAGUAAGAUAGUAAGAUGUGUGAUAUAAAUAAAUACAUAUAACGAAGUAACGAAAUACGGACGAAUUUUUUUU